AUGUUUGGUGAAGCUGACAACCAAGCGUCUCCUGCUCAAUGCAGCUCGAGACCCGGAGUCAUUUAUUUUUCGCAUGGACGCCAUAUUCAAGUUGAACCAAGUCGGCAUCCUGUCACCGUGUGUGGGAUCUCGGACAAGUGUCGGUCUUUUCACCUUGUGGAUCUCUUCAUUACGUCUCAGCGCUUGGAAGAUAUUUACGUGUUGGCGCUAACGGAGCUGCGCAGGGUAUUUGCGUCGGUGUCCAGUUGGCAAAUGGUCGUCAAGUUCGUCGUGGUGGAUGCCAAAGCUGCUCAACAAAACACAGCGGCGCAAGGUUUUGGUGUGGAUCCCGAAUCAUUUGCACCUAUGCCUCGUACGACUCAUUGA
Molecule: messenger RNA, 366 nt
Organism: Phytophthora nicotianae INRA-310
Lineage: Eukaryota; Oomycota; Peronosporomycetes; Peronosporales; Peronosporaceae
Exons: 1
Coding region: 1-366 (121 amino acids)
Source: RefSeq, a predicted model, not a curated record